UUGUUUUUAGGUUUUCAACCGCAGUACCCUCCACCAAAUCCUCCACCAGAUGCCGGUUUUCAACCGCAAUAUCCUCCACCAAAUCCUCCACCACCACCACCACCACCACCACCGCCACCAAAUCCCCCACCACCAAAUCCUCCACCACAAGCUCCCGGUUUUCAACAACAGUACCCUCCACCAAAUCCUCCACCAAGUCCUGGUGAGUCUUCCCUCCUUCUGUUAAACUUAUGCUUAGAAAAGCCAUUUUAUUUCGAAUUUUCAAUGCCAGCUGCUGUGCCAAAUCCUCAUCUUCCAAAAGCGGUUCAUACUGGUCCAGCGACUGAGAAAGACAAUUGUUCGGAAAAUGAAAGCACGAGCGAACAGACAUGUCCGUUUUGCAACAUAAUUUGCUUCAAGAAGCUCAUAAUUGAAUGGAUUAUUGUUUUAAAUUUUAUUCCAGCAGCGGCAGCAGGCCAGGGAACACCAGAAGACGAAGCAAAUCAAGUAGAUGGUAAUGCUUCUGAAUUGGAGGCAGUGACUUGCGCAGCGACCUAG
Molecule: messenger RNA, 537 nt
Organism: Gongylonema pulchrum
Lineage: Eukaryota; Metazoa; Nematoda; Chromadorea; Rhabditida; Gongylonematidae
Source: the annotation of a GenBank genome assembly